This is a messenger RNA of Mangifera indica (mango), 1243 nucleotides long. Its product is annotated as isopentenyl-diphosphate Delta-isomerase I-like. The record is from RefSeq and is a predicted model, not a curated record. Gene Ontology annotation, molecular function: isopentenyl-diphosphate delta-isomerase activity. Gene Ontology annotation, cellular component: cytoplasm. Gene Ontology annotation, biological process: isopentenyl diphosphate biosynthetic process; isoprenoid biosynthetic process. The transcript has 6 exons. Lineage: Eukaryota; Viridiplantae; Streptophyta; Magnoliopsida; Sapindales; Anacardiaceae. Bases 41 to 940 code for a protein of 299 amino acids.
UUUAAUGAUGUGGAUUCGGUAACUUCCAUUAAUCCUCCUAAUGUCUCGCCUCUUUAAUCCCACUGCCAUCAAGCUUUCUUCUUCCCUUCCGAUCCUCUCUUCUUCUUAUUCCUUUUCCUCCAAAUCCCGUAUUUGUUACUCUUCCAAUUUUUCCCCUUCAUCUGCUUUUUUCAUUUCCAAGCCUCUCUGUUCAUCGCCGACUCUCUUUGUCCGCCGCACCAUGACCGACUCCGCCGCCUCCACCGCCGUCGAUGCCAGCAUGGACGCCGUCCAGAGACGCCUCAUGUUUGAAGACGAAUGUAUUUUAGUGGAUGAGAAUGAUCGAGUUGUCGGUCAUGAGAACAAAUACAACUGUCACUUAAUGGAGAAGAUUGAGUCUUUAAAUCUGCUCCAUAGAGCUUUCAGUGUAUUUUUAUUCAACUCAAAAUAUGAGUUACUCCUCCAGCAACGUUCUGCAACGAAAGUGACAUUCCCUCUUGUGUGGACAAACACUUGCUGUAGCCAUCCUCUAUACCGUGAAUCUGAGCUCAUCGAGGAGGAUGCUCUUGGGGUGAGAAACGCUGCACAAAGAAAGCUUUUGGAUGAGCUGGGCAUUGUUGCUGAAGAUGUGCCGGUUGAUCAGUUCACCCCACUCGGUCGGAUUCUCUACAAGGCACCUUCUGAUGGCAAAUGGGGCGAGCAUGAACUUGAUUACCUGCUCUUCAUUGUCCGAGACGUUAAAGUCAAUCCGAAUCCUGAUGAAGUAGCCAAUGUCAAAUAUGUAAACCGGGAACAGUUGAAGGAACUUUUGAGGAAAGCAGAUGCCAGAGAAGAAGGUUUGAAGCUCUCACCAUGGUUCAGACUUGUUGUAGACAAUUUCUUGUUCAAAUGGUGGGAUCAUCUUGAGAAGGGAACUCUCAAGGAAGUGGUUGACAUGAAAACCAUCCACAAGUUGACCUAAGAACUUGGGCCCAUGCCUAUGGUCUCAGCAUACCAGCACCUUCAUUCCAAUAAAUUUUGUCAUUACAGAGCUUCAAGUAAUUGCCAUUACCUUCUUUCUUAAAUGCAACUUUUCAAGUACUAUUUACAUGGUUACUUCAUUCUAGAGGAACCUAAAUUUUGUGUUUGGGGAAACAGACUGCAUGAUGCUUGUAUUUGCACAGAAUUUAGGGCAACAAACUAGUCGAGCCCGAAUAACAGAUUGCUUGAAGCUCGUGUUUGCGCUUAGGGUUGCAAACAAGUCGGGUUCAAGCUUGUUUUAUAA